This is a messenger RNA of Pogoniulus pusillus (Red-fronted tinkerbird), 1383 nucleotides long. It is a transcript of the gene GTPBP8, whose product is annotated as GTP binding protein 8 (putative). Gene Ontology annotation, molecular function: GTP binding. NCBI's taxonomy places the organism in Eukaryota, Metazoa, Chordata, Aves, Piciformes, Lybiidae. Gene Ontology annotation, cellular component: mitochondrion. The coding region runs from base 87 to 908 and encodes 273 amino acids. The transcript has 7 exons. The record is from RefSeq and is a predicted model, not a curated record.
CCUUCCGGGGCCGAGCCCUGCCUGCGCUGCGUCCGGCGGGGACGCUGCGGCUGCUGCUCUUGCUGCCAUUGCUGCUGCUGCUGCCAAUGUUGCUGCGCGGCAGCGUGGCGGCGCGGUCGCUGCCGUCGCUGUCCGCCCUGUCCGAGGUGCUGCGGCUGGAGCAGAGCCGCCGUACCGGCAUCGUGUUCCCGCUGCAGAAGCUGGCGCGCUACCUGGCUCCCGGCGUGGACACAGAGCUGUUCCGCCUCUUCCAGCCCGGCCUGGACGCCCUGCACCGCGCCGAGAGGCUCUUCAGAUCCGACCGCGGGCACACCAUCGAUUAUGUGAGCUCCGCCGUCCGCAUGGACCACGCCCCGCCGCCGAACCUGCCUGAGGUGUGCUUUAUCGGCCGAAGCAAUGUAGGGAAAUCAUCCUUAAUCCGAGCCUUGUUUUCACUGUCCCCAGAAGUGGAGGUCAGAGUGUCAAAAACUCCCGGCCACACCAAGAAGAUUAACUUCUUCAAAGUAGGGAAGUACUUCACUCUGGUGGAUAUGCCAGGAUAUGGUUACCGUGCCCCAAAAGACUUCACAGAGAUGGUGGAAGCCUAUCUGCAGGAACGACACAACUUGAAGAGGACUUUUCUGUUAAUUGAUGGUGUAGUAGGACUCCAGAAAACAGAUCAUAUUGCAGUAGAGAUGCUGGAAGAGUUUGGGAUUCCUUAUGUGAUGGUGUUAACAAAAAUUGACCGAGCUUCCAAGGGAGUGUUGUUAAAGAAUGUAUUGGAGAUCCAGGACUAUGUCAAGGAGAAAAGUCAUGGAUGUUUUCCUCAGUUAUUCCUGGUCAGUUCUUUGGAGUUUUCAGGGGUUCACUUGUUGAGGUGUUUUGUAGCUCAUGUUACUGGAAACCUACCUACUGCAGAAGCCACAUGAAAAAAACUUGCUCCUUGAUCUGCUCAGCUCAUCCAGAACAAAAGGCGGAUGAAGAAGAGACACAUCUGUAAUGGGAUCUGCUUUUUGAUAUCUGUUGGCGUGAAACAGAGUGGAAUAAAUUACUGACACUAAGAGGAACUCUCUCCUUCUGCACUUUAUCAUAAUCAGUCCUGCUGCAUCUACCUUCUGUUUUAAAUCUAGUAUGAAGUUUGCAGGUGCCUUUGCAUGAACUCUAUGAGACACCACAUUGUCCGUUAUCUCCAUCCGUUCUGCUGUGACAGCUGAAGCACAAUGCCAAUGUCCCAAUACUUUUCAGGGGCACUGAAGCAGACAGAAGUGUGUCCCACAGCAGAAAAGAGCACAGGAAGGUGGCUCAAAAGAAUUGGGAGGGGAAAAAGAAGACUGCCAUCAGUAGGAGGAGUUUGUAUUAGGAGAAUUUAGACCAAAGCUAUUAAAUGGCUAUGUCAAACUUGCA